ACGACGAUGCGUCAAAUGAAUAAAUUUAAAGCCGGAAUGCCAGUGGGUCUCAACCGUUAUGCAUUCAGUUUUCGCUCGACGUUACGCUGUUCUUACUCGACAGUUCUCUUCUGCCACUUGCAGAUGGAGUAAUUUGAUUGAAUUCAAGCAGGCCAACAUUCAUCGAUUUGGUGUCAAGGAACCGGCAUUCAGGAAUUUGUCCUUGACCAUUGCUGAUCAUGAGCGACUGGUUAUUGUUGGUCCUGUGAGUGCAGGCAAAUCCACUCUGGCCGAGGCAUUAGCUGGAAAACAUCUUGCACAACCUUUAGCUUCGGCCAAGUGGCCCAUGAUCGACGUGUCAAAGUCACCUUAUCCUUCAGAUCAUGUGCACCUUGUUUCUUUCAAGGAAGACUCCAAUGCAUUUUCCUACAGCAAUCAUUACUAUCAAGAACGGUUCAAUUUCAGUGAUCCGGAUAACGAUGUAACACUGCAAGACUAUUUGCAGAGUCAGUCGCGUGACCAACAAAAGAUUCAACAAGUGGCUGAAUUAUUGGAUAUUGCGCCUUUACUCAAGUUGUCCUUUGUCAAAUUAUCCAACGGCCAAACCCGUCGUGCGCGCAUUGCACGUGCUUUACUUCGAGAUCCAUCCAUGCUUAUUCUCGACGAACCAUUGAUGGGCUUGGAUGUUGACCAUCGUAAGCGUUUGUUGAGUAUUCUCGGGGAAUUGACGACCAAAUCGGGUGUGCCUGUCGUACUUGUGUUGCGUCCUCAGGAUGAAUUUCCUUCGUGGGCUACAGAUGUGCUGGAACUCGAUAACAUGGCGAUCGCAUGGCAAGGCAAAGUCGACGAGUAUUUGGCACGGCGGCAAACGAUCAUGGAAAAGGAACUAGCAGAAAGAAAAGCCUAUCUGGCCCAAGCACGAGAACAAGAUACCUCCCAUCGCGAUCCCGUGGUCCAACUAAAGAACGUGAACGUCAUCUACAGCGGCAAUAAGAUCCUCGAUAAUAUUUCUUGGGAUGUCCGACAAGGCGAGAAAUGGGCUCUUCUCGGGCCGAACGGUUCCGGCAAGACUACCUUGCUAUCAUUUCUGACGGGCGAUCAUCCGCAAGCGUAUGCGAAUGAAUUGUAUCUGUUUGGACGUCGUCGUGGUACGGGCGAAUCGAUCUGGGAAAUCAAGGAGCGGGUGGGUCUCGUUAGUCCCGAGAUUCAUCUGUACUUUAACCAGUCCAUGACUGCUCUGGAAGCAGCAGGAACUGGAUUCUACGACGUGGUCGUACCACGAACAUUAACCUCGGAACAGACGGGGGUCGUGCAAAAGUUAUUCAAUGAAUUUGGCAUCAAUGGUUUACUAUCACGGAAACUCAAUACCAUGUCAACCGGAGAACAACGCAUGGUGUUGUUGGUGCGAUCUCUGGUAUGUUGGCGUCGCUGUUGACUGGUUGCAUUGACUGAAAUUGGAUUUGUUCAUUAGGUGAAAACACCCGACCUGAUCA
Messenger RNA from Radiomyces spectabilis, 1472 nucleotides. RefSeq names its product P-loop containing nucleoside triphosphate hydrolase protein. Gene Ontology annotation, molecular function: ATP binding; ATP hydrolysis activity. NCBI's taxonomy places the organism in Eukaryota, Fungi, Mucoromycota, Mucoromycetes, Mucorales, Radiomycetaceae. The record is from RefSeq and is a predicted model, not a curated record. The coding region runs from base 59 to 1414 and encodes 451 amino acids. The transcript is spliced from 5 exons.